AAAGAAAAGAAAAGAGGAAAAAAAGCUAAUACUGCUGUGGUACUACAUCUGGAAUACAGAGACUCGUGCUUUGAGUGGGAUCUCAUAGUAAAGGCAACCCAGUGUUUUCUUCCUGCGCUCUUUCGCUUUUCAAGGAUUUUUCCUCUCUCCCUCACCUACGAGCCCCAAAAUGCUGGCCAUUCUGUUAGCGACGAUAGUCUUGCAUCUGACAGACCUCAUCAUCCUCUUCAUUUCCACGUGCGCUAACGCCUGGAGGACACAUGGGGUUACGAAUUACGACCUGUGGUAUGACUGCACGCACAGCAAUGGAGGAUAUCACUGCCGCGGGACUAGUGAUGCUGACUGGCUUCAAGCAGUUCAAGCCCUCAUGGUCCUAGCCACUAUUUUCUGCUUGAUCUCCUUCAUCAUCUUCCUCUGCCAGCUCUUCACUCUCGUAAAAGGAGGUCGUUUCUUCUUCACGGCCAUCUUCCAGGUCCUCGCCAGUCUGUUUGUGAUGAGCGGGGCCAUCAUCUACACCGUGAUGAGUCCGGAGUGGAAAAACGAGAACGAUACUUACGGAUACGCCUUCGUCCUGGCCUGGCUGGCUUUCCCUCUCACGCUCAUCAGCGGCUUCAUUUACAUUGUCCUGAGAAAGAAAGAAUGAGAGUUCGGGCCUGAGGGAUAUUUUUUGUAGAACUGAGAACACUACUCACAUGACAGACUCUAACCUAACGGCCGUCUCCUCCGGGGCCUGAAUAUUUAGACGCUAAUGUGAUCAAAGAAACUGACAGUGCCAUGAAGAUUGAAUACAGCGAAGACACGGUGUGCGUGACACACACAAAAAGUUGUCUUUGGCUGUUGAGCCUAUUUAUAUCCCUUUUAUAUGGCUUUUUUUAAUUUUUUGUAAAUAGUAAUGAUAUGAAGUGUCGAUGAAGGCCCUGACUUUUUAAGAUUUUACUCAAGGAGGAGAGAUAUAGGAAAAGUACAGUUUUUUUUGUAUUGCGUGUUAUAACCCUUUUCAAAUAUCUCGUUUUAAAAUGUCAUAAUAAAGUGUAUUCUCAAAGGGAAUUCGUUGACGCCGACUUGAAAUUUUCUCUUAUAUCCGAAUGGCAGAAUAAUAAAACGAAGAAUCGUGUCGUUUUGCGUUUUGAAAUCCUUUGGAAAUGGUGCUAUGUAUUUACCAUUGCUGAACUUCAUAGUUAGAUAUACCUAUAGGCUCAAAUGUUGUGUUAAAUCUCACGAAAGCAUUUUCUAACGCAUAUGUUACCUGUGAUUAUACCGCAUUACGAGAUGUCUUCUUUCUGUAUUAUUUUUUUGUUUAAGAAAAAAAUAAAUAUCUAAUUUUUUUC
This is a messenger RNA of Puntigrus tetrazona (Sumatra barb), 1328 nucleotides long. It is a transcript of the gene pmp22a, whose product is annotated as peripheral myelin protein 22a. The record is from RefSeq and is a predicted model, not a curated record. The transcript is spliced from 5 exons. Bases 170 to 643 code for a protein of 157 amino acids. NCBI's taxonomy places the organism in Eukaryota, Metazoa, Chordata, Actinopteri, Cypriniformes, Cyprinidae. Gene Ontology annotation, cellular component: plasma membrane.